AUGAGUAAUAGUAAUAAUAAGAAUAAUAGUGCAGGUGAUAAACCUAAAUUAACUCUUUGGCAAAGAUGGAAGAUGGUACCACCUAAAACAAGAAUAUAUAUAUCAUUUGGAAUGUUGGUAUUAUCAAGUGUAGGACUAUCGAUUGAACUAUUAUUAAAAGAUGAAGAUAGCCCACUAAGAAAUACGUUCAACCGUAAAGAUACAACCUAUAUAACAAUCGAUUACACAAAACCAAAAGAUCAAAGAGUAACAAAGAUUAGAAAUGGUAUGGUUGUUCAAGGUAAUGGUACUAUAGAAGAUAGUACUCCACCUCCAUCUAGAUUCUCUUCAUUUUUGGAUCAAAAAAUAAAAGAAAAAGAACAACUAGAACUAGAACAACAACAACAACAACAACAACAACAAUCAUCCAUAGAUAAUAAAAAGGAAAUGUAA
This is a messenger RNA of Cavenderia fasciculata, 432 nucleotides long. RefSeq lists its product as uncharacterized. The transcript has 2 exons. Lineage: Eukaryota; Evosea; Eumycetozoa; Acytosteliales; Cavenderiaceae. The coding region runs from base 1 to 432 and encodes 143 amino acids. The record is from RefSeq and is a predicted model, not a curated record.